Messenger RNA from Pistacia vera, 1506 nucleotides. RefSeq names its product histone deacetylase 14-like. Lineage: Eukaryota; Viridiplantae; Streptophyta; Magnoliopsida; Sapindales; Anacardiaceae. Gene Ontology annotation, biological process: chromatin organization. The coding region runs from base 7 to 1329 and encodes 440 amino acids. The transcript has 9 exons. Gene Ontology annotation, molecular function: histone deacetylase activity. The record is from RefSeq and is a predicted model, not a curated record. Gene Ontology annotation, cellular component: histone deacetylase complex.
UUCUCAAUGGAGCUUCAAACUUUCCGCCCUCCAUCUUUUACAGGAAAUGUGUUGUCUUUGAUGAAACAUCAUGUAUGCAAGUGGAGAAGUCAUAAUCAGUCUGGUAUGGAUCUCACAUUUUUAAGGGAUAGACGGUUUGGGAAGCAUCCGACAUGUGGAAGGAAAUACUUGACAAAAAGUAAUGAAGGUUCUGUUUCUUGUUCAUUAAAUGAAGGAAAUAAUCAAGAUUUCAAGCUAAGUGAUGCACGGGUGAUUUAUAGUGUAGCUCCUGCUAUGGGCCAUAAUCAGGAGUCACAUCCAGAAUCCCAUUUUAGAGUUCCUGCAAUUGUGACUACUCUUGAAGAGAUGGAACUCACUUCAAAGUUCCGUGGAUCAGAGAUCAUUGAACUUCAAAAUUAUAAGCCUGCUUCAGUAGAUGACGUUGCAAAUGUUCAUGAAAGAGCAUAUGUAUCAGGACUUGAGAAGGCUAUGGAUCGGGCUUCACAACAAGGCAUUGUGGUUAUUGAAGGCUCUGGACCAACAUAUGCUACUGCCACUACAUUCCAGGAGUCACUUGUUGCAGCUGGAGCUGGCAUUUCCCUUGUUGAUUCAGUGGUUUCAACAUCAAAGAGCAGCCUUGAUCCACCUAUGGGUUUUGCUUUGAUAAGACCUCCGGGACAUCAUGCUAUACCAAAGGGGCCUAUGGGUUUUUGUGUUUUCGGGAAUGUGGCCAUAGCAGCUCGUUAUGCUCAACGUGUCCAUGGAUUGAAGCGUGUAUUUAUCAUUGAUUUCGAUGUUCACCAUGGGAAUGGCACAAAUGAUGCCUUCUAUGAUGAUCCAGAUAUAUUCUUCCUUUCAACACACCAAGAUGGAAGCUAUCCGGGCACUGGUAAAAUUCAUGAGGUAGGCCAUGGAGAUGGUGAAGGAACGACUCUAAAUCUGCCUUUACCAGGAGGCUCCGGUGACAUUGCCAUGAGAACUGUUUUUGAUGAAGUCAUCGUUCCAUGUGCUCAAAGGUUCAAGCCAGAUAUAAUUCUUGUCUCUGCUGGAUAUGAUGGUCACGUAUUAGAUCCGCUUGCCGGUCUACAGUUUACAACAGGAACAUUUUACAUGCUUGCAGCAAAUAUCAAACAACUUGCGAAAGAGCUGUGUGGAGGCCGCUGUGUGUUCUUCUUGGAAGGAGGAUACAACCUCAAGUCUCUUUCAUAUUCAGUUGCAGAUUCAUUUCGAGCUUUUCUUGGCGAACCCAGUGUGGCAUCCGAGUUUGACAACCCUGCCAUCUUGUUUGAAGAACCCUCUACGAAAGUGAAGCAAGCGAUUCAAAGAGUUAAACACAUACACUCCCUGUGAGGAUUUCUAGACCUUCAUGAUUCGCGAUUCAAAGAGUUAAAACACAUACACUACCUGUGAGGAUUUCUAGACCUUUAUGAUUCGUCUUAACGUAUGUGUUGUAUAUACCGCUUAGCAUAUACAUGACUUGUAAAUCAUUUUCUUGAUAAAGAUAACAAUUAUAAGCAGAUUUUGAUA